AACAAGAACAGGAUCAGGAUCCUUCCAGGCACCUCAACAAAUCCAUGGGCAGGGCAAACCACUGUAUUUAUUUGUCAAAACUUAAAACAAACACUUACUUUAAUACAGUGCAUGUAGUUGUUGCUUGGUUGGCCUUUGGGUUACCUAAAAGAUCAACCUUGUUACUUUAUAACUCUCUGUGUCUUUACCAUAACAUCCUAAUACAUUUUUUAACACCUUUGUCAGAAUAAUCCUCAGCCUUCUGUAUGAAUCUCAACGCCAAAACUUUUGUAUCAGAUGCCACUCUGCUCUUCUGCAAUGCAGGAAGCAAUACGCGGGCCCUUUUGAAUCCUUUCGACAAUGUUCCCGUGGGAAAAUCUGGAGUUUCUUAUAAUUCCGCAAGCUUUUCAUGGGUGACAAGGGAUGGAUCUGGCUGUAGGCUUGUUUGCACAACUCCUGAAAUGAUUACAAGUAUAAGAAAGAGAGCAAGUUUGGAAGUUAAAGCUGCUUUUACGGAGGAGCAGGAAGCUCUGGUUGUCAAGUCAUGGAAUGUCAUGAAAAAGGAUGCAGCAGAGCUAGGGCUUAAGUUCUUUCUAAAGAUAUUUGAAAUUGCACCAACUGCCAAGAAGAUGUUCAGUUUCUUGAAGAACUCUGAUGUUCCUCUUGAACAGAAUGCAAAACUCAAACCUCAUGCUAUGACUGUCUUUGUAAUGACCUGUGAAACAGCAGUACAACUUCGCAAGGCUGGAAAAGUUACUGUUAAGGAAUCAACUCUAAAAGAUAUGGGUGCUACUCAUUCCAGGGUUGGGGUUGUUGAUGAACAUUUUGAGGUCACGAAGUUUGCAUUGUUGGAAACGAUCAAGGAAGCAGUUCCAGACAUGUGGUCACCUGAGAUGAAGAAUGCUUGGGGGGAAGCUUAUGAUCAGCUGGUCGUAACUAUGAAAGAAAGGGCACCUUCAUCAUCAAUAUGAUCGCUGGGAUGAUAUUUUUGUUUGAUUUGCUAGUAACUUAGAUGUAGUGCAUCGACCAGAAGUAUAUUUUCACAUUUUAUGCAAGUCCCACUUUUCACAUUUAA
Molecule: messenger RNA, 1054 nt
Organism: Daucus carota subsp. sativus
Lineage: Eukaryota; Viridiplantae; Streptophyta; Magnoliopsida; Apiales; Apiaceae
Product: non-symbiotic hemoglobin 1
Exons: 6
Coding region: 246-950 (234 amino acids)
Molecular function (GO): oxygen binding; heme binding
Source: RefSeq, a predicted model, not a curated record